Messenger RNA from Copidosoma floridanum, 3279 nucleotides. It is a transcript of the gene nAChRa7, whose product is annotated as nicotinic acetylcholine receptor alpha7 subunit. The record is from RefSeq and is a predicted model, not a curated record. Gene Ontology annotation, biological process: monoatomic ion transmembrane transport. Gene Ontology annotation, cellular component: postsynaptic membrane. Gene Ontology annotation, molecular function: acetylcholine-gated monoatomic cation-selective channel activity; transmembrane signaling receptor activity. NCBI's taxonomy places the organism in Eukaryota, Metazoa, Arthropoda, Insecta, Hymenoptera, Encyrtidae.
CCGAGCCGCCACCGCAAUUGUUACAAGUCCGCGGGUAGAGCGAUCCUCGGCGCUCGUACGUUGUCUCUCCUCUCCAGGCACACUGGCAUGCCACGACUCGACGCUCACGCACAGCCAUUGGCAGGGCUCGCUUCGUUGAGCGACAGACCGUCCGAUAGAUCUUUGGAAAACAGAGACAAGUAGUAACGGUCGUGCUCUGGUCGGACGCAAGCGGCACCCCGUACACCCGCACCGACGAAACCGAGAGUACAGCCCAGAGAUAGAGAGAGGGAGAGCAGUUCGUACACAUAAUACGCGUCUCUCGCGCGGGUUGUCAUCAUCGGUGAGCCCUCGUUCUCUCGGGUUUUGCGAUUCUUAUACACGUUGAAGCUCGAUCGAUUUGCGUCGACGGACGCGCGCCUGCCCUUCUCUCUCUCUCUCUCUCUCUCUCCUCUCCUUUAUCCACCCUCCCCCUCCCCCCUUGUCCCUCGUUCAUUUCUCUCGUCGCUCUCCGCCUGGGAGAGGAUAGUUUACACGCAAGUUUGCGGGGUCGAGGGUUUCGCGAGUGCCGCGCGACAUGGAUGAGUGCGACUGUUUAAUUCGGUGAGCCAGCGCGAUUGGUGAAAAGUAUCCGUGGACCCGCAGGAUGGGAGCGACGUCGAGGCUGGCCGGUGGAGCUGCUCGUCCGGCUGUGUCGACGACAGCAGCAGCAGCAGCAGCAGCAGCAGCCCCGGGCCCGAGUGACAGACCGGGGAUGAUAAUAUAAAUACAACACAACCGUGUGGUAUAUAUAGCGAUAAUGCCAGCGUCGGCGGCUUCGGCUCCGGGAGCUGAAACGGCAGCUGUCGGCACGAGGCUAGCGUCGUUACGGCCGAGUGGCAUCUCCUUUGUUGUCACCUGCGUCGGCUGGGCGUGCACGAAGGUGCGCUGAAAGGAGGCGGAGAGCCGGGGCCACGAGGUAGAGAUGAAGAGCGCCUGAUCCCGUCUUGUCCUCCCGUUUGUCGUUGUUGUUGGUAGCAACGACCAAAGAGAGGGGGCCCGCUCGCUCCGCGACUGUUGCUGCUCCCUCGGGGCGGGGGAGGGCCGAAACAGAGGCAGCCGCGCGGCGGCAAAGGUCGUUCUUCCUGAGCCAGAGCAGGGUAGAACAUGAAAGGAGGCUGGACCCUCAUGGCGGCUAUCGCCCUGGCUGCGUCGGGACUGGUAAGUGGCGGUCCUCACGAGAAGAGAUUGCUAAACGACCUGCUGGAUUCGUACAACGUGCUGGAGCGCCCGGUCCAAAACGAGUCCGAGUCCCUGCGGCUGAGCUUCGGCCUUACGCUUAUGCAAAUUAUUGACGUUGAUGAAAAGAAUCAGCUACUCAUCACGAAUCUUUGGCUGAAACUGGAAUGGAACGACGUUAACAUGAUGUGGGACCCAUCGAAGUACGGCAACGUUCGGGACUUGAGGAUACCACCCCACCGGCUCUGGAAGCCCGACGUCCUCAUGUACAAUAGUGCGGACGAGGGCUUCGACGGCACCUACCCGACCAACGUCGUGGUCAAGGAGAACGGCACGUGCCUUUACGUGCCACCUGGUAUCUUCAAGAGCACCUGCAAGAUCGACAUCACUUGGUUUCCGUUCGACGAUCAGCGCUGCGAGAUGAAGUUCGGCUCCUGGACCUACGACGGCUUUCAGUUGGAUCUUCAGCUGCAGGACGAGGCAGGAGGCGACGUCAGCAGCUUCAUUACGAACGGCGAGUGGGAUCUUUUAGGUGUGCCGGGAAAGAGGAACGAAAUUUAUUACAAUUGCUGCCCGGAGCCUUACAUCGACAUCACAUUCGUCGUCAUAAUAAGAAGACGUACGCUCUACUACUUUUUCAAUCUCAUCGUGCCGUGCGUGUUGAUCGCUAGCAUGGCAGUUCUGGGCUUUACUCUGCCACCGGAUUCCGGCGAAAAGCUCUCUCUAGGAGUGACGAUCCUACUGUCCCUCACGGUGUUCCUCAAUAUGGUGGCAGAAACGAUGCCUGCGACCUCCGAUGCCGUACCGCUUUUAGGGACGUACUUCAAUUGUAUAAUGUUCAUGGUGGCCAGUAGUGUGGUCAGCACAAUUCUUAUAUUGAAUUAUCACCACCGCAACUCCGACACCCACGUGAUGUCAGAAUGGGUGAGAGUCGUCUUCCUGGAUUGGCUGCCUUGUAUACUACGAAUGUCAAGGCCAGUUCCGGAAGAUGACGAUGACGUUACGCAAAAGUCUCAAAAACCUUCCCCAGUGACUGGAACGAGCAAGGCGUACGGCGACCUGGAGCUGCAUCAGCGCUCGAGCAAGUCCCUGUUGGCCAACGUCCUCGACCUGGAGGACAACGCGCUCGCGUCGCACAACAACUUGCUGAACAACGUGUACAGCACGCCGGGGCCCCACCACCACGGCCACGUGCACGUGACCCCCCAUCACCACCAUCACCCACACACGGCAACGACGACGCCUCACCACCAGCACUACCCGGUGCCGCCACCCCCCGUGGGCCACCAGCUCGGCCACACGCCUCACCACCACGCCCAUCCGGCCGAGCCGGCGACCGGGCCCCAGGUCGAGACGAUCUUGCAGAGCGCCUGCUUCUGCGCGCGCUACGAGCUCAUUCUCAUCCUCAAGGAGAUCAAGGUAAUCACGGACGAAUUGAAAAACAACGAGGAACAAACGAAGAUUACCAAUGAUUGGAAAUUCGCUGCGAUGGUGAUUGACAGAUUGUGCCUAAUCGUUUUUACUCUGUUCACGAUAAUUGCCACCAUCACCGUCCUAUUCUCGGCGCCGCACAUCAUCGUCACGUGAUUUUCGAGCCUCCCGCGAGGAAAGACAAGACGCCGAAGACGUAGACGCUGCAGAAAGUGUAUCGGUGCUACCGCAAUCGUCGACGUCGCCGUUGCCGAGGCUCCGAUCUGCCGAGAAGUGCACCUUCGUUGCCGACACCGCCGCCACCGCCGCUGUUGUUGUUGUUGUUGUUGCUACUAUUACUACUAUUACUACUACUACUACGGUUCAACUACUCGUAGGGGAGCCAAACUAAUGUCGCUUUUCGUUGAUCAUAUUUAUAAUAAUUAUAAUAAUAAUCAUAAUACUAACAAUUAUACCAGUAAUGAUGAACCACAAUCGAUUAUUGUUGUCGUUGCUUUUGGAUUUUCAAAGCUGCUCGCGUUACAGCCGCGAGUCGUGUUUUAAAAUUUCGCUAAACAGGACAAAAGCACAGAGUCGAGGAUCAAUCGAAAAAAUUAAGUGAACAAAAUCGUGAAAAUCGUAAAAAUAAAUUUCAAAAAAAAAAAAAAAAAA